UAGGUUGGUUGCGACCCACCAUAAAAUGAAGAAGAAGAAAAACUUUGAUGACGACGUUGCAAGAGGGAAAUAUAAAGAUACUCGCUUGUCUUCGAUAUUAAACGGAAGUUGAAAGCAGAAGAAAAAAGAGGAGGAAAAAACAUAUUUUUGCAUAAAGAUGCAGAGAGCUUCCCGUUUGAAGAGAGAACUUCAGAUGCUGAGCACUGAACCUCCUCCAGGGAUCACAUGUUGGCAGACCGAAGAACACAUUGACGACCUGCGUGCUCAAAUAGUUGGUGGAGUGGGAACUCCGUAUGAAGGUGGAAUCUUUUCCCUGGAGGUCAAAGUUCCAGAGAGAUACCCAUUUGAGCCUCCCAAAAUGCGAUUUUUGACACCCAUCUACCAUCCAAACAUUGACGGUUCAGGACGUAUCUGUCAUGACGCUCUCAAACUCCCACCAAAGGGAGCAUGGAAGCCCUCCCUAAACAUCUCAACAGUCCUUACCUCCAUCCAACUUCUGAUGGCAGAACCAAACCCAGAUGACCCUCUAAUGGCUGAUAUAGCAUCAGAGUUCAGAUACAACAAACAGAUGUUUAUGCAGAAGGCCAGGAAAUGCACAGAAGAACAUGCUGUUCAGAAGAUCACGACAAUCUUGGAGAUCAGCCAAAACAAUGUACGAGAGAAUGAAUCAUCGCGCAAAAGAGAAGCUUCUGGUGCGCAGCAGGAGAAAGGCAAGCUAGCAAAGAAAACAUGUGUAUAGUGGCAACCACCUUGUUAAAGCCACGUGCCGCUUUGCUUUUGAGAGACAUGUAUUUUGCAGUUUAUUUGCAUUAUUUUAUUGAUACAUUUUCACAAUCAUUCACGUACCUAUAAUAUACAGUAGCUACAUAUGUACAGGUAUUUUCAUGUUUGUGUUUUAGUAAAUAUUAAAUAAAUACAAAGUAGGG
Molecule: messenger RNA, 926 nt
Organism: Entelurus aequoreus (snake pipefish)
Lineage: Eukaryota; Metazoa; Chordata; Actinopteri; Syngnathiformes; Syngnathidae
Gene: ube2t
Product: ubiquitin-conjugating enzyme E2T (putative)
Exons: 7
Coding region: 158-739 (193 amino acids)
Source: RefSeq, a predicted model, not a curated record